This is a messenger RNA of Aspergillus nidulans FGSC A4, 2267 nucleotides long. RefSeq lists its product as uncharacterized. The transcript is spliced from 3 exons. Lineage: Eukaryota; Fungi; Ascomycota; Eurotiomycetes; Eurotiales; Aspergillaceae. Bases 1 to 2217 code for a protein of 738 amino acids. The record is from RefSeq and is a predicted model, not a curated record.
AUGUCUGUUAAGCAACCAGCAGAACUCUAUUCGUACUUGGAGGAAGGCACACAGCUUGCCAUCACGAGCGUCCACCUUGUCAACCAGGAUCUGCCUCUGGGUGGUGCAUGUGGCCAUGGGACUCUGCCCAACGGCAAAACCGUUUCGUUGGAACUCCUCAAGGACACCGAGCUGGAACUGCUGCACAGGUCUCCGACAACAGAUAAUGACGAACGGGACAUCAUCACGCGGGUCAUGACCCGCAUCGGCUCGAUUGAGGAUGAGGCGCGGAUGUGCAUCGUCGGACGGAAUAUCUGGUCCGUCAAGAACCGCCUAUGGGCGGGCAUUACACCAUUGUCAGAGCAGCGAUGGAAAGAGAAGGGGCUCGACCAGCCGGAUAAUUUCGAUACAGCUGCGCAGUAUCUCUCGGCAGUGGUCGCGGUGUUCGAGUAUCUUAACCGACCUAAAGUGCAGGAGAACAUCCGGGACACGUUUAACUUGAUUUCGCAGCAUUUGGGAGAAUUCGAAACAAUAGUUAACGCGGAGAGGGGGAAGGGCCACCCCCAUGUGAAUGUGCGACAGCUGUGGACUGAGUAUAUCAAGGCUCAUUUCGAGGUCAUAACCGAGCGCGCACAUCGCUGGGUCCUUGUUCAUGUCAAUGCCCUGCGGAAGCCGCUCAUUCGUGACCUUGUGACCUACCGACCGGCGGAUCUCGACAAUCCGGAUCGCGUGCAGUGGAAGAUCACAGAUCGGCUGCAUAUUCUGGCGGAGAUUGCCGGGGUCGCAGACUAUACUAUCAUGCUGCCAAUGCACGGAUAUUACGGGUACACCGCGCCUUCAAUUCCGGAAGGGGUCCUGCCCUCCCUCCGUUCACCCAAAUGGGAUGUCCGAAGCAAGGCGUACGGGCCAUAUAUGAAGACAAUUUCUCGCAUCCAGCAAGUGCAAAAUAUACUUGAUCGAAGGGAGCGCGAGGGACAUGUAGAGUACCAUAUCGCGGAUCCUAUCCAGUUUCAGCGGACGACCGAAAUUCAACUUGGUUGCCAGCAUCGGGCUAGGCGCGAGAUCCGAGGAGAGCCAGUGGAGCCUGUACCCAAGGAGCCGUGGAUUACGGACAUUCUGCAUUGGAUGAAGACCGAUGAGCACCGGGUUGGAUUUGUCGUCUAUAGGUUGACGUAUGGGCAAAACGAAGCAGACUGGAAUGCGUUCCGAGAGAAGUUCGAGGCCCAUCUGUCGGACUGGGGAAGCGGACAGACUGGGUCUGCAGCUCUCAAGCCUCAUCUGGCCCUACACUGGCGUGAUGGAAAAGACCUAGGGAUCCCUGAGGAUGACGUUGAGGCAGCCAGAAAACACUACCUUGAUACCUACACAGCCUCUACGGACCAUCCGCUUACCCUACUCGACCACAUCAACCAGCGAGCCUUCCUGGCAGUUGACACCUCUAGCUAUACUUCUUACACAACUUCCACUUACACCGCCAGCACAAGCUACGUCCUUCCGGGCGAUUUUACCGGCUUCAUUCUCGCAGUCGACCCCGAGUUCGACCCCAAGAAAGGCCCCGACCGCCCUGACGAAACGCCCGGUUUUUUCGGCCAGCUCCGUAUCCUGGGAAGCCUAGUCUGGGGCGAUCUUCUCAGCAUGCUUGCCUCUCAGUGCGCCAUCCUCGAGGACCUCUGGCCGCUCGCGAUUGAUCACCCGGACCAAGUCUAUGCGGGAUCCCUUGUGCCAUUGGUCGUCAAAUCGUGGCGUAUACACAAUGGUAUCCGGGGUAUCCUGAUGAACCAGAUGAUGGAAUACGUCAAGGCCAGAGUUGAGGACCGGGCGUGGCCUGUUACAGCUACACCAGCGGGAGACUCACCACAACGAGCGAUUACGAACGCCACCACCACAACUCAAACGGACAAUAACUCCGGCGAUGGCAAUGGAGGUAACAAUACCAUCAGAACACCCCGAUACUUACUACCCGAGCUUGUACCGCCUGCGGACCCCGCGGAAGCCAAUAUCCAGAGGCACAUGCUGUUUCAGUUUGCGCGCCACCUACGCCGGAACGGACAAACGGAGCAGGCCAUUAUAGUAGAGCAAGUGAUACGGGCCCCGCGCGGGGAGUUGCCUGAUAUGGAUGAGGUGCAGAGGAGGAUGGAGCUGGAGGGGAUUACUCCUGGCGAGACGAGGUCUGCUCCUCUGUCGUGGCAGGAACAGGGACAAAAUCAGGAAGAAGACGAGGGAUGUCCGAUGCAGUAAUUAGUCUUUCACCUUAUCUACCCACAGUAUAUAGCUUGUACAUGUAAUAC